Microthlaspi erraticum is the source of this 585-nucleotide messenger RNA. The record is from the annotation of a GenBank genome assembly. Lineage: Eukaryota; Viridiplantae; Streptophyta; Magnoliopsida; Brassicales; Brassicaceae.
AUGACAAUUAAAUCAAGCAGAAGAGGAGCCCCAGAUGCCUUUAUAUGGCUCCCAACCAAGUCAGGCGAGUACUCUGUUAAGACAGGGUACCAUUCGGCCUUAGCGCUCCAUGAGAACCUUAACGACCCCCACAACCUACAAAAUCCAUUCAACUGGAUGUCAGAGAUCUGGAAUGGAAAAUUUUCACCUAAAAUGAAAGUCUUUCUUUGGAAAGUACUGCAAGAAGCCUUACCUAUAGGCGAGAACCUCCUCAAUCGCGGGAUCCUGGAAUCAUCAUGUUGUACCCACUGCGGUGAACUAGAGACAACAGAACACCUGUUCUUCCACUGCCCUUAUGCUGUUGCAGUCUGGAACCUAGCCCCUUUCUCCAACGAUGUGAACCCAACUCAGCUUCAAACCUUCCCAACAACCCUAACCCUUUCCAAGACUUGGAUCAGUCUCCCACCUAUCGGAGCAGGGCAAGGACCGCUCUUCCCUUGGAUAUGCUGGUCUAUCUGGAAGGCGUGUAACUAUCUUCUGUUCGAAGAACGCCUUUUCAAACCUGAAGAAACAAUCCAGAAGGCGAUUUUAGAGGCGAAAGAUUAG